AUGACAGACUCAGUUCAAUCUCAUCCAUUAUUAUUAUCAACAAACGAAUCAUCACCUACUUCUAACUCAAAACAUCAUUAUCAUCACAUCUUAUCAACUUCACCAAUCAAUCAACCACAACAAUCAUCAGCAUCAUCACUUCAAUCACUACUACCUUCAUCUUCAUCCUCAAUCUCAUCAUCUUCCUGUUCUUCAAACCUCAAAGCUUCAACUUCAACUUCAGUCUUAACCACUGAUACGACUACUCUUAGUACCAUCAAGAAUAAUGAUCCAUUAACGAACAGCAAUCAAACCUCAUCCUCAAAUCAGUACUUUACUACUUAUCCUACUCGUCGCAAUCACACCAUCUCCACUCCUUCCCGUAAUCGAAAUCUUACGCCAUCGAAUUAUUCAACUUUCUCUCAUUCUUCACUCGACCAAAACUCUCAAUCUUCAACUCCUUUAGCAACUGAUGCAUUACUCUUUCAAUCUCUAAGAGCAGAAGCUCAAUCAUUAGGACUAGAACCUGAUAGUUUAGGUUGGGCGAUUCUAAGGUAUUUAUCUUCUUCAAGUUCUAGACCGAUCCGAUCACUUUUACGUCAAUUAUCAUCUUUCAAUCUACUUUUGAUCUUACCACGUGCUAUCAAUCAUCACUCUGAUACACAAGCUAAUCUCGAUCAGGAAACCAUUUACGAUCAUCUUAUACUCUUAUCUUCUCUUGACCAACUUGGUUCAGCUUGUUGCUUUAGUUCACUCACUGGUUGGAAAGGUUUACUUGAAGGUGAUCGACUGCUAGUCUCAACUCCUGGUAAAUCCCUCAGUACUCUUCAGAACCAAUUCCAUCUUGAUCCAAGCUCAUUGAUCCCUACCAUCAAACCAUCAACCAGCCUCUCUAGCGAAUUAACAGCACCAUCGAGACUACGACUCCCUCUCUACUCACUUUCAUCAUCCUCCUCUCAUACUCUAACUCUUCCCGGUUUACCUUCAACUCGACCACAUUCAAUCAACACCAACACCACCACUCAGAGACUUGCAUCUCUCUUUGGACCUCGCCCUACUCCUUCUCCAUCAAGUCUACCUGAAUCGUCGUCUUCAGAAGUCGAACCAGCUGAUGAACCUAUCCAACUUAAAGUAAGAAUUCUAACAUGCUCAACUCUUACCAGUGAAUUAUUGGAUCAAGCUGUGAGUGAUGCAGUAAGAAAUCGGAUCAGGGAUGGGUUAGGAAGUUUAGAAGAAUCUGUAUUAGAUUCUAUUGAUCAAUUUGUUGAGCGAUUUGCGGUUCAUAAUCAAAGAUCCUCUUUAUUUCUUGCACCCAAGAAUGUGGUUGGAGAUUGCCUUCAAACACUCUAUCAUACCAUUCAAAGUGAAUUGGAAGAAGAGUAUGGUCAUGAUGAAGGAAAUGUGAUAGUAGAUCAUACAUUAGAAUUAGUAGAAGAGACGAUUUGUGUAGAAUUAUAUGAAAGAUUGUUUGAAGAUGAUCAUGAUGAUGAAGGAUUGAGUGAAAAGAUUGCUGGAUUAAAUCUUUUGGAUGUGACUCUAGAGAGAGAGAGAGAGAACAACUGA
Messenger RNA from Melampsora larici-populina 98AG31, 1542 nucleotides. RefSeq lists its product as uncharacterized. The record is from RefSeq and is a predicted model, not a curated record. The transcript is spliced from 4 exons. Lineage: Eukaryota; Fungi; Basidiomycota; Pucciniomycetes; Pucciniales; Melampsoraceae. The coding region runs from base 1 to 1542 and encodes 513 amino acids.